GAGACUGCUAGUAGCAAAAGACGAACCACCGGAGAUGUGGGGCCUUGAGUAACGGAGCGAGGCGGCGCUUUAUCCGGACCACGCGGGCCCGAGAAUGCUGACGUAAAGUGGCAGACGUCACAACUGGGAGAAGCGCGGGGUUGAUACACACUAAAGAAGACGAGAUGGCAUUCUCAAAUCUACUUCAUUCUAUCAGAAGCAAACAUUCAUGUGCAGUUGCUUUUUCGUAGCUCAGCUCAUUUAAACUACCUUAGUGUAACGGAAGAGCGAACCGAAAACUGGGCAAAAUGUCUAAACCUGGACAGUUCCGAGCCGACCUCCCUGAGCUCGCGAGACAUCUUCUCACAAAUGGCCCUCACAAGACUCAACCUACCGCCCGCAGAGUCCGAGUCAUCUUAAACAGUACAUGCGUCGUCGAUACCACCAAAGCAGUCCAUGUUUGGGAACACGUUGCAUAUCCGCAGUACUAUGUACCCGUAACUGAACUACGGAACUGCCGUUGGAAAGACAAGCAAGACAUCCAGUCCACGGUCGAUGCAUCCCAAGCCGCGGCGGCAGUCGUUGAAGUGACCGUUCCUGGGCGGGACGGUGAAAACGACUUUACCACCGAUCGGGCGUUGAGAUUUUCCGACAAUGGAGAGAUCAGCGGUGCCCUAAAGGGUCUGAUAAGGCUUGAGUUCGGCAGUAUGGACCAGUGGCUCGAGGAGGAGACGCCCAUCUACGUCCACCCCAAGGAUCCCUACAAGCGCAUUGAUAUUCUCCCUUCGUCGCGGCCUGUAGAGAUCAAGGUCGCCGGAAAGACCGUGGCCAAGACCAACUUUGCCGUUCAUUUGCUGGAAACUGGGCUGCCUACGCGAUACUACCUGCCCUUAGCGUCGGUUGAUCAGUCAGCUUUGCGAAAAAGCAAGCUCAUCACCAAGUGCCCUUACAAGGGCGAUGCUGAGUAUUACAGUGUUGUGGUGGAUGGCAAAGAGCACAGCGACUUGAUCUGGUAUUACAGGCUUCCCACACAGGAGAGCGCGGGGAUCGCUGGUCUGCUGUGCUUUUACAAUGAGAAAGUCGACAUUAUUCUGGAUGGUGAAUUUCUGGAGCGGCCAAAGACGUUCUUUUCCUAA
Molecule: messenger RNA, 1115 nt
Organism: Colletotrichum scovillei
Lineage: Eukaryota; Fungi; Ascomycota; Sordariomycetes; Glomerellales; Glomerellaceae
Exons: 3
Coding region: 288-1115 (275 amino acids)
Source: RefSeq, a predicted model, not a curated record